Messenger RNA from Gavialis gangeticus (Gharial), 1571 nucleotides. It is a transcript of the gene RS1, whose product is annotated as retinoschisin 1. Lineage: Eukaryota; Metazoa; Chordata; Crocodylia; Gavialidae. The record is from RefSeq and is a predicted model, not a curated record. Bases 5 to 802 code for a protein of 265 amino acids. The transcript has 7 exons.
AAAGAUGCAGUUCAAGAUAGAAAGCAUCCUGUUUUCCCUCCUUUUCUGGUACAAAGCUAUAGGUUGGGCCUGCAGUGUUACUACUUCUCCCCAAACAAACUGCACAUGUUGUGAACAUCCUGAUUGUGGUUUUUCCCAGUUACAGAGGAAAAACUUCCAGGAAAUUCCAGGUGAACAAGCCACAGUGGCAUUGUCACCAGGUGAGGAUGAGAGAUCAGAGCAGUGGCACAGUAAAGUUUGCAAAUGUGAUUGUCAAGGAAGUUCUGAUGGCGAAUGGUCCCAUGGAGGCAGUCUCUUAGAGUGCAUCCCAGAGUGUCCCUAUCACAGACCCCUUGGAUUUGAGUCAGGAGCUGUUACUUCAGACCAGAUAAGCUGCUCUAAUCCAGAGCAGUACACCGGAUGGUAUUCUUCUUGGGUUGCCAACAAGGCCCGACUCAAUGGCCAAGGCUUUGGGUGUGCCUGGCUCUCCAAAUUUCAAGACAAUAGCCAGUGGCUGCAGAUUGACCUGAAGGAAAUCAAAGUUAUUUCAGGGAUACUCACACAAGGACGCUGUGAUGCAGAUGAAUGGAUGACAAAAUACAGUGUGCAGUACAGGACUAAUGAGAAUCUGAAUUGGGUUUACUACAAGGACCAGACUGGAAAUAAUCGGGUUUUCUAUGGGAACUCAGAUAGAUUGUCCUCUGUCCAGAACUUCCUGCGCCCUCCCAUUGUCUCGCGCUACAUUCGACUCAUACCGCUGGGCUGGCAUGUGCGUAUCGCCAUCCGGAUGGAGCUGCUUGAGUGCAUGAGUAAAUGUGCAUGAUGCCAAACCACAAACCAUGCAGGGUUAUCAAGGGUGGACGAGGAGGUGAAGAGAUUCCUUAGCAACAUAUAGAAAAGCAUCCCACAAGAUAGUGAGGAUAGAAAAAAUGGGCUAGAUUCUGGCCCAAGAUGCAGCUCUCCUGAAUCUAAUGGGUUUGUAGAAAGGCAGGGAUAUGGGCAGUCUCUACCCCUAGUUAGUUUUAUUGAAACUGAUUUCAGGAGUUGAGCUGUGUGAAAUUCUUAGUUAGUGUUGCCUGAAAUUUUCCUGGGGAAAAUAUCAUAUUGUAGCCAUAGUCAUCCAGGAAAUAUAUGAGAAGAAAGGAUUUUUGUGAGUGAUAUCUGUUAUUGGAACAACAGCAUGGUUGGGGUAGACUUAGACAAGCUAUCAAGACUUAGACAAACUUCUUACUAUCCAGAGAAAGAAUGCAUGGCUUUCAAAGUUUAUAUAAGUCCAUCCCAAUGAUACAGUUGGUCAAAAAGAAAUAUAUCACCCACAAAAAUCCUUGCCUUCUGAGUGGAGAAAACAGAAUUUUGUGAGAUUCAUAUAAUCAUAGGGAAGUAGGUUUGGAAGGGACCUCCAGAGGUCAUCUAGUCCAGCCUCCUGCCUGAGAAGGAUCAUCUAUAUCCAAACCAUCCUAUACAAAUCCAUUAUCUAUAAUCUCAAAUCUUCACAAAACUACCAUCAGAACACUAUCCUGCCAAAACACAUCACAUAAAAUAUGAACCUGCCACAGGAAAGGAGGAGAGCCAUGACAGCCAAGGUCCUGCUC